AAUAACGAAUGAACCAUCUGUAAAUAAGGUGAAAUAAUGGAGGAAAAGUGCUGAACAGUUGUGAAUUGUAGACAGUAAAUUCAUGGAAAAUACGAAUUUUGUUUUACAACAAGAUGUAUUCGGAUUUUCCAGAAUUCGAUCACGACUACAUCGAUUGAUACAGUCUGAAAUUACCAGUUUUAUACGUAGCUGAGCUGUGAAUUGGAGUAAAGAUGUAGGAGAGUUGUAACAAUCUGGGACAGACGGUUUCCCAAAAAUAGUAUAAGAACUUGGUAGACACACGUGUGUGGACUUUAUUACGAAGUUAAAUUGGAAACCAACAGAUUGAAUCAUGGCUAGCAGUAGACAGUCUUCAGCUAUGUCGACAAGUCAUGCAGACUCUGUCAGAAUGAAGGAAGCAAAAGAGCAGGCUCAAAGACACAGAGAAGCUCAAGCUCGCUCCUCAAAACUGGCGACCAAACCCAACGAUACGUACCGGGAGUGCUCAAACCUCUUUCCACAACAGCCACGCAAAGUCAUACAGAAGGAUUCUGUUGUUGCAAAUGCAUUAGGUGACCACGAUGAUGCCAAACAGUUCUUCAACAGUGCUCUUGGUGUUCAUAGUUAUUCCUAUCCUCAGACUCCUCUGUCAGAUAAGAGGCGACCCUUUCCCACACAACACAAUGUCAACGGCAAGCCUCGUCAAAAAGUCCCUUCUAGUGCUAAAAAUCCUGUCACUCCUGCAGUUCCUACUGCUGAUCCUUUACCAGACAAAUCAAAACCACCUACACCACAAAAAUCUGGUAACAGUGCUUCCCGAGAAAAGCCCUUGAGAGAUGGCCAGUUGGCAUCUCGGAGAUCAGGUACCGAUACCAGCUCAAAUCGGUCUGUCUCUCCCUCAAAACCUCCGAACUCCAAAAGUAGUGCCAACAUGACUGCAGACUCAUCCAACCAUGACCGUCAAAACCAGCGAAGUCACCCAUCAACAGCCUCCUCAUCUUCAACUAAUGUACGCAAUGAAAGUCCUGUACGCAAGCAAACUAAGCCCUCUAGUAAACCGCCACCACCAAAGAGUGGUAGCAACUCCACCCCAGAGGAAAAGAAGGUUAAAGUUAAAGUUGAGGAGGAGAGCAAUUCAUCAAAACCAAGCAAUCAGAAUGGAGAGGAUGCCUUUCCUAGACCUACAAAUACCAACAAGCGAAAGCCUCUUAAAAUCAAGAUUGAGCAUCAGGGACAAGAUCCUCACGAUGUGGCUGACAUGCUACAGGAGAUGAAAUGUCUGGAUCCUCCUGUGACUGCAAUACUUACACCACGCAAAGAGGAGCCAAAAUUUCCAUUUCCAGUACAACAGAUUGAUAACCAUGCUAUACAGCAAUUCAGAAAAAAAUCCGAGAAGCUUCUAGAACCAUUACCAGAAAAAAUACCAGAAAAAACUUUAGAAAAGGACAAAGUACCAGAAAAAGUUUGUGAGGACAUCAAACCACGCCUCACAGAUAUCAUACCCAGUAAACCAGCCACCACUCGAAAGAAUAGCAUUCAAAAUGGAGGAUUUGACAUUGCUGAUGACCUUGAUGUCAGUGAAGACAGUGACAUGGAGAGGCUACCUGACAACCAGUCCCCACCCCAGAGCAAAUCACGCCCCACCCAAGGACAGCCGAGAGGGGUAGGAGGGAAGGUGCCGGUCAAAGAGCCAAGAUCUGAUCCGAUGUUCACAUCCAGUAGUGGAUCUAGCAGCGAUGAGUCUGAGGAGGAAUCGGAUACCAGCGGCUCGGAUAGUGAUAGUCCCGGCUCCGAGGCCGACAACCAAGAUGAAAUUGAAAAGACAGAACGACCCAAAACCCCACCCAUUAAAUCUCCUCCCCCACCUCAGGAACAGAAGAAGACAAGUUGGGCUCUGGGGACGUUCAUGCCCCCUACCCCCUCAGUUCCCACCCUCGCCUCAAAUUCACUAGUCAGGUCCAGUCCCUGCAAGGAGGACCCCAACAAUGAGGUCAUAGACAACAUCCUCAAUGAAUUUAUCAAACCCGAUUUGAAGGAAGAUGGUGAUGCUGAUGACGAUGAUGAUGGCGAUGAUGAUGACUAUGACACAGAUGAAAGUAUAAACAAAAUUGUGUCAAAAAAGUUUAAAAAUAAUAUUGUUCCUAGCAGUAACCUUGGCAAUGUACGGAAUUCUGGUAAAUCACCCGGUGCUUCGUCUACAGGGCGAGGAUCAAAACAUGCCAGUGGAAAAGUACAUCUAAACAGACUAGUAACAGAGGGCGCCCCCCUAGUGAAUCCUCCAAAAAGGAAAAACCCAAGAAAAAAGUGUCUACAUCUCAAUGUGAUCAGAGAAAGAAAAAUUCCAAGAUACAUAAAUCUAAGGUAUUUAUUGACACGGACAGUGAGGACGAUGAUGAGGAGGAGGUGGUGGCGCCACCUGUGAUCCCAGCAAUACAAAUGGUCAUG
This is a messenger RNA of Pecten maximus, 2424 nucleotides long. Its product is annotated as AF4/FMR2 family member 1-like. The transcript is spliced from 11 exons. NCBI's taxonomy places the organism in Eukaryota, Metazoa, Mollusca, Bivalvia, Pectinida, Pectinidae. Bases 332 to 2401 code for a protein of 689 amino acids. The record is from RefSeq and is a predicted model, not a curated record.